AGAAAGAAAAAUGAAUGAGGAGCGCGCGAGUGAAAUUAUGAAUGAAGGGUCGUGGAAGGUUGUGGCGUUGAUUGUGCCGCUGACGUUGUGUUUUUUGCUGAGUCUCGGGCUGGUGGAGCUUGAUUAUGCCGUGGCUCGGAUGAGGAAUGUUACGGCAAUCAUUGCCCAAGUUGACUCCAAUAACGCCUCGAUGGUUCGCGAACUAGCCAAUGCCCUGGGCAUGUCAAGUCUUACGGAACUGCAGGCUGCCCUCAUCAUCGGACUGAUGAUGUUGGUGAUGGUCGCGAUCGUGACGACGGUCGUCGUGAUCCUGUACAGAUAUCUGCAUUGCUUGUGGUGUCUGACUGGGUACGCAUUUUGCGCCAUCACGGUGCUGCUUGGGUUCCUCGGCACUCGGAACCUGGCGAAGAUCUGCUCUCUUUUAAAAAUCUAUGUCGACUACGUAUCGUUCUUCUUCGUGGUCUGGAACGUAACCCUAACAGGUUCCGUCGUGUUGUUCAUGGAUGGACCGACCCUGGCGCAUCAGGGCUACUGUGUGUUCUACGCAUCCAUGUUUGUCAAUUACCUUCUCGGGAUCAUGCGACCGACGUUGAUUCUUUGGGUUGCUGUGGUGUUGCUUGGGUUCUGGGACCUGUUUGCUGUGUUGUGUCCUUGUGGUCCGUUGCGGAUGUUGGUGAACACGGCGCAGACUCGCGGUGACAUGGAUAGCAAGUUCCUUCGCGCGUUGGUGUAUUCCGCGGCGGUUCUUCUCGCGACAGAAUCGGGUACCAUGGAGACCGAGAAAGAGGAAGAAGAAGAAGAGCGCGGACCGAAGCUGGGAUUGGGUGAUUUCAUAUUCUACAGUGUGGUGAUUUGUCUGAGUAGGGUUGACAGUGGCUACUACAGUGUUCUUCUGUCGUACAUUGUGAUCUUGUUUGGGUUGAUGUGCACCUUGGUGAUCCUGGUGUUACUUGCGAAACCGCUUCCCGCGUUGCCAAUACCCAUCUUCUUAUCGGUGACAGUGUUCUUCAUCUAUCGGUACAUGGUUGCCGAGUUCCAUGACAAAGUGAACGCGGUUCAAGUGUUCCUGUGA
This is a messenger RNA of Notodromas monacha, 1072 nucleotides long. NCBI's taxonomy places the organism in Eukaryota, Metazoa, Arthropoda, Ostracoda, Podocopida, Cyprididae. The record is from the annotation of a GenBank genome assembly.